AUGCUGGGAAUCAGGACGACUAAUAUGGCAGACGACUUCGGACUAAGUGCGUUCUACAUAGUCGCCCUGACAACAAGACCAAGUUGUGACAACGAGGUCAACCCACUUCUAGUAUCAGUUCGAGUUAACCAACCAAAGAUAGCAAGAUGCCUCCACGAGCACGUUUUAGGCGUGACCAUCACUCGGUAUGCGUUGACUUCGACCGGUACAUGCAAAAUGUACAAAACGAUGCGAAUCCUCCCAACGCGAUGCUCUCUUCCAGCCGACUUCUUGCUUCCUUCGUCACAUUACACCAUUUUGACCGCAGCCACUGGAGCCUAUGAACAGGGCGUUGAAGCUGAAGAUCAACCGUUGCCAGCAUCGACUUACAGCACAGCAGAUAAGGUUAGAACCCCAUUGUUUUAG
This is a messenger RNA of Protopolystoma xenopodis, 405 nucleotides long. NCBI's taxonomy places the organism in Eukaryota, Metazoa, Platyhelminthes, Monogenea, Polystomatidea, Polystomatidae. The record is from the annotation of a GenBank genome assembly.